AUGUCUCUCGUCGCUCCGCCGAACUUCUCGUGGGUCGAACCUCACAAACUCGCCGGUCUGGCCUGUCCCUCAGAACCUCAGCAUUACAAGUUCCUGGUGGAGAAUGGCAUCAGACACCUGGUGUGCUUGUUAGAAUCCAAACCACCGAAAUACGACACCUGUCCGGAGCUCAUCCUGCAUCACAUCAGCAUAGUGGACUUCACUCCGCCGAGUCUGCCUCAGAUCCUGAGAUUCCUGAGCAUCGUGGAGGAAGCCAAUGUUAAAGGGGAGGCCGUUGCGGUUCACUGCAUGCAUGGUCAUGGCAGGACAGGGACCAUGCUGGCCUGCUAUCUGGUGAAAAAAAGGAACAUCUCAGGUCUGGAAGCCAUCAAAGAAAUCCGACGCCUUCGAAAAGGCUCCAUUGAGACAAAAGAGCAGGAGAAAGCAGUGAUAGAUUUUCAUAAAUACAUACAAAACUGUUCUCAAAACUGUUGUCAAAAGCAUUGACUGCACACCUACAAUUCUGUCUGUACACUGAGAGCUGUCUGAUCCACAUUUGUGCGAUCACACACCCACAGAGAAUUGAGGUCAUGUUUAUAACUGAAGUCCAGUUAAUAUUAAACACAAUAUGUAUAUUGGGUCAAAAAUGCUUAUCUUUGUAUUCAGAUCUACAAACUUCUAAAAAAAAUGCAUUAAAAUAAAAUGAAUCGACAAUGACU
Carassius gibelio (silver crucian carp) is the source of this 698-nucleotide messenger RNA. It is a transcript of the gene dusp23a, whose product is annotated as dual specificity phosphatase 23a. The transcript is spliced from 2 exons. The coding region runs from base 1 to 486 and encodes 161 amino acids. Gene Ontology annotation, molecular function: protein tyrosine/serine/threonine phosphatase activity. The record is from RefSeq and is a predicted model, not a curated record. Lineage: Eukaryota; Metazoa; Chordata; Actinopteri; Cypriniformes; Cyprinidae. Gene Ontology annotation, biological process: cilium assembly; protein dephosphorylation.